This is a messenger RNA of Neodiprion virginianus, 5650 nucleotides long. It is a transcript of the gene Crag, whose product is annotated as DENN domain-containing protein Crag. The coding region runs from base 733 to 5601 and encodes 1622 amino acids. Gene Ontology annotation, cellular component: cytoplasmic vesicle. Gene Ontology annotation, molecular function: protein binding. The transcript is spliced from 20 exons. Gene Ontology annotation, biological process: regulation of Rab protein signal transduction. The record is from RefSeq and is a predicted model, not a curated record. Lineage: Eukaryota; Metazoa; Arthropoda; Insecta; Hymenoptera; Diprionidae.
UGUCCGCGAGUGUAAUAGCGAGUAAUUCUAGUCUACUACGCAUAAGAGUAUUGAUUAUGCAUCGACAUAGAACGCUAUUGACGAGUAUAGUUAUUUUCUCUAGUUCGAUCGUCCAGUUUAAAACGUGUACAGAGAUCGAUCUGCGUGCUGCGGCGAAGUUUGAAAAUGUUUGAAAAUGUUUGAAAAAACGUUGUAUAACAAUGGAAAAUAUAUGAUUGGUGAAACUUUAUUCAUAUCUGAUCGCAGGAUCACUUAAUUAGUGGUGUUUGUUGAUACGAUAAAGUAAUUACGAGCGUGUUGGUGGAGUGAUUUGAAAAAUCGCCUUGACAAAUAAUAUUUACGUUUUAAAAUUAAAGGCGACCUUGCCCCCUGGUAGCCAUUUUGCCGCCCAACAAAUAUGGCCGUCCAAGAAACAAGAAAAUUUCUAUUAUUUUUAAUAAAUCGCGUACCGUAAGCUCAUAAAGGUGUGUUAAGGCUUGUUUGAACUGCUAACAAACAUUCUUGGAUAUAUUUUCAUACGUACAUGUAUCGUUUCACCCCCGAACUGUUGCUAAGUAAUAAUAAUUUAUCAAAGUGUGUUCGCGUGUGACAUAUAACCUAAGAUUUGUUUCUGUGCUUUUCUGUGACAAUCGCUGCUACUUUCAUUGCUCCAUGACAAGUGUUUAUAGAGCCUCAUGUUAUUAUCGAAUAUAAGGCAAUCGUCGUUACAACGAAGUUUUAGCAAAUAAAACAAUGGAUGAGCGAAGGGUAGCUGAUUACUUCGUUGUCGCCGGACUUCCGGGACAAGACGAUAAUUUUUCAACCGAUGAGAACGACGAAAGCAACAAGCUGGAGGAUUGGUGUCAGGAAGGAACGCAUUUGAAGGAUACUCACAUGCAGGCUCCCAUCACAGAUCUGGCCAUUAUAUUUCCAGCUCUGGGAGAAACUUGUCCCGAGGAUUAUACCCUUUUGAGCAAAACGGUGACUGGCUUUCCAGCGGAUUUAAACCACGGAAGCCUCAGAACAAACGAAUGUUAUAUUUGUUACAAGAGAGGCAGGGACAAGCCACCUUUGGUCGAUAUCGGAGUAAUAUACGACGGCAAAGAACGUAUAAUGCCUGACGCAGAGGUGGUCUUUGAGACCCCGGAUGGACAUGUUGCAAAUGUAAAUAACUCGACAUCAAGAAUAUUUGUUACCUAUAGAAGAGCCAGUCCUAAAAUGCCAUGCAACAGUCUGGUGGUUACGGACAUAUGUGUGAUAUUGAAAAACAAAGGAGAGUGUCAGCCUCACGCAUUUUGCGUUAUAAACAAAAAUCUGAAUAAAGGAAUGCUGGGGAGCGAUGUGUUUUUGUGUUAUAAAAAAUCUAUGAACCGAGCCAAUUUGAUAUCGUUCAAGCCUGCGAUAUUGUACAAGUAUCCUAUAAAAGACUACGACAGUUUUAUGUUCCCCAAUUCUGUCGCCAUGUUUUGCUUGCCGAUGGGCGCCACUAUUGAAUGUUGGCCAAAAUUGGCAUGUAAACCAAAACCCGUAUUUUCCACAUUUGUAUUAACAGUAGCUGAUGCGGCCCAAAAGAUAUAUGGAUCUGCUAUCACGUUUUAUGAAGAAAUUGAGCCAGUAUUAAAAGACUCGAGUAAUGCUAAUUCUCACGAUAUUUUGGAACUUUGUCCGAAGAAUGAAAAAAACUCAAACUGUGCAGAUAACAUAGACGAUUCAAUGCUUACGGGAAAUUCAGCAGAGGAUGCAAAGGUUGACCUAGGAAAAAUAAGGAAUUAUAAAAAACUUGGUAUUUUUGAUAAGUUGAGUCCGUCGCAAAUCGAUAAGUUGCAAUUUGAGGAUCCGAAUACUCAGUCAUUGAACAUCAGCAAAUCGAUAUGUAUUCUCUCACAUUGGCCAUUUUUCGACACAUUUGAAAAGUUUCUUGUCUUUCUACACAGUAUGGUGAAUGGUCAGGAGCAAAAUGUUCCCAUUGAGAAAUACAUAGCUUAUUUUCUUUGUGACAUACCUUUUCCCAGUCCUCAAAGACCGAGAAUAUUGGUUCAAUUGAGCGGAGAUGACAGAUUGAUUUUAACACAGCCUGAAGAUCUUGCAUUGCCAAGGUCCGGAGCGAGUUUCAGGCAAUUGCUGAUAAAUUUAGGACCAGACAAUUGUUUGUUAAUUCUCUUACUCAUUUUAACGGAACAGAAGAUAUUGGUUCAUUCUUUGAGACCAGAUGUUUUGACAUCCGUUAGCGAAGCAAUAGCGAUGAUCCUUUUUCCGUUCAAGUGGCAGUGUCCUUACAUACCGUUGUGUCCUUUGGGAUUGGCAGAGGUACUCCAUGCACCGCUGCCGUUUCUUAUUGGUGUGGAUUCUCGUUUUUUUGACUUAUACGAUCCACCAGCAGAUGUGAACUGUGUUGAUCUUGACACCAACAACGUCGCUAUUUGCGAUGAUAAGAAGUAUUUAAACAUAAAAUUGCUCCCUAAGAAAGCAGGUCGAUCUCUGAAAAAUAGACUGGAACUCCUUUACUCAAAGUUGAUUAGCUUGGGUAGAAGUUAUACAUCUCAGAAAGAACGAGGGGAUGCAGAUUUUAGCGUAGAUCGUGAGUUCCAACAAAAACGGAAGGAACAAGCUUUGGAGCUGGAAAUACAAGAUGCUUUUCUUCGAUUUAUGGCCUUAAUAUUGAAGGGCUACCGAUCAUAUUUACUGCCAAUUACAAAAGCACCCACUGUUGGGUCAACGGACCCAACGAGCCUAUUUAAUAUGCAAGCCUUUCUGAGAAGUCGUGAUAAAGCUCAUGCAAAAUUUUACAGCAUGCUAGUUCGCACCCAGAUGUUCAUAAGAUUUAUAGAAGAAAGAAGCUUUGUGUCAGAUAUGGAUAUGGCAGGUUUAGCAUUUUUUGACGAGUGUACGGAACGAGUUGAAGAAGAGAGUGGACCACUUUUGGAGUUAGAUGAAUCACAGCACAGUGAACGCACAGUAUUUAUUCCCCCACCCGAAGCUGGAACGAAUAAAAAAAAAUUGGUCUACAAAUCGUUCAAAUUGAAUCCUGAUUUAAUGAGGCCGCAGAAAAAUCUCAGUUCGAAAAAUCCAGCCCUUACUGCGUUCAGCAUGGUGCCUGGAAGCCCGAUGGCGCGUAGAACCAAGCAUGAGAUAAAAGUGGCUCAAAAAAUGGCCAGAAAACAGGCAGCUGUUCCAGAACGGUGGGCUAGAUGUUUGUUGGGCACAUGUUAUAGUCUGUGGUUUUUACAUCUGCCUGCUAUGCUACAAGUGUCAAACCAACCUGCAGCUAUUUUGCAUCAAGCCUAUGAGUUGCUUGUGAAAAUGCAAAAAUUACGAAUGGAUCCGACUGAAGAGGUUUGCUACAGAGCUAUGAUGCAAUUGUGUGGAGUUUAUGGUCAACCUGUAUUGGCUGUGAAAUUAUUGUUUCACAUGAAGCGAAGUGGAGUCCAACCUAAUGCCUUGACUUAUGGGUUUUAUAAUAAAGCGGUAUUGGAGGCAACAUGGCCAUCUGAUAUGACAAAUUCGAGUCAAUUAAUGUGGAACAAGUUACGCAAUGUUAUCGUCGGGGCUGCCUUGUUCAAAAAAGCUGGAAAAAAAGGUGCCAGAAGGAGAUUGAGUGCUGCGACUGAUAUACACAGCGUGGAUGGCAAGAGUAGCGAGACUUUGGAACAUGCUAUAUCUAGGUCUAGCCUUGACAGUGCGCAUUCACAAGAUUUGGAUGCAGCAGGCAGUGAUUCUUUGAUCGGUAGCAUUGUUCCUGAUUUACCAGUAUUUGGACUUGCGGAGACGAAAAUGAAAUUUUUACGUCAAAAUAGUAUUGUCAAAGAUCAAGGGGCUGCUCUAAGUACAUCUCAGCCAGAAGCACUUAACCGAUCAGCUAGUAAUCCAAGGUUAGUCCGAAAUCUCGAAUCACCACUGAAAAGCCCCGUCAGAACACCUGUUACUGAAAAUGAUCCUCUCGGAGCGUUACUUAAUGAUGAAACUCCAGUCGUAUCGCCGUCUGGGGAAAAUGAUUCAAACUGCUCAACAAGUACCUUGACCAUACUUAAUAAUGCAACAGAAGAGCGUGCUGGGGGACCGUUAUUAUUCAGAAGCAAUGUUUUACCUAGAAGUGCUACGUUUCAUCAAGCAGUCGAUGAAGGUGGACCAAUAGUUGGUGGACAUUUGCAAAGAAGUGAAACUAUGCCUCACUCCGUAGCUCAACAAGGUGAACAAGAAAGAGAUAGAGACAGAUUGGAGUUUGGUAGUCUUUGGGCACAGAAUAAAGACAGUGUAACAUCUAGCCUGUCGAGCCUAGGAUCUAGUCUCAAGCUUAGUUUUGGACGGUAUUCUACCGGAGGCCUGCCAUUUGCUAAAAAUAAGGAGUUGAUAUCAUCCAAUCAGCUCAUCGAGUCCUUAAGUUUGUCCAAUUAUAUCAGUCCUUCAAGUUUGACUGGAAAGAAGUCAAACGAACUAAUAUUGGGAGGAUUGAAUAGCUUGAAAUCUGCUGCGACUAGUGUUGCAAAAAAAUUCGACGAAAUAAAGGAAGCUAUCUCUGCUACUAGUACUCCAGUAAAAUCGAAGGAGCGUGAACAAAGAUUAACUUAUGGAAUAUCUCACGAAUCAUUGGAUUCGCUAACUGAUGGGUCACAGCAAGACCGUAAUGAGAUACCUGUAAGAGGUUCGGGGGAUUCAAACGCAGAUCUUGGUUCUUUGUCCGAAUUAGCCGAUUGUUUGUAUCCAAGGGGUUCUAGGGACUUAGAAGAACGUAUGGCGAUAGAAUUAGUCUUAUCGACUGCCAGUAGGUGCCAUAAUUGUGCCACUAUUAUGUAUGACGAAGAAAUAAUGGCUGGCUGGCAGCCAGAGGAUUCAAAUUUGAAUACAGUUUGUCAAUUUUGUGAUAAAGCUACAGUACCACUUUUGACAGUAACUAUAUUGGAUUAUAGGCGUGAGGAGCGUGAGCUAAAUGAUCCGUUAACAGGAGCAUUGAUAGAACUCUUAGAACAACCAAAGGAAUUGGAAGAACCGAUCACAGUUCCAUACUUAAAUCCGCUCGUGCUUAGAAAAGAAUUAGAAAGUGUUUUAAGCCAAGAAGGAGAUUCGUGCCUUACCAAGCACAAAUUUAUACAGGAACAUCCCAUAGUAUACUGGAAUUUGAUUUGGUACUUUGAACGAAUUAAUUUGAGCAGUCAUUUGCCAGAGCUCUGGUUCAAUAAUAACCGGGAUUUGAAGAAUAAUUCCCAAAGUAAUUCGGCAUUGGUUGGUGUUAGAACACUUUGGGAUAAUGAGAAAUUACAUAUGGAUCGUUUGCCUAUGUACAUUCAAUGGAAGACAAACAGUACAGAAGAUCGAACGUUAAUGCAGUCUGUUAUAACGAAUGUGCGUUGCAACGACUUAGCGGAACCUAUAAGAAGAUUAGCUCUGGAGAGGCAUAAAAACCAAUUGGAUGAAAAAACCCCAAUUUCUAUAUACAGAGACAUUCUGUUUUUAGUAUUCACAGUCUUGGGACGAGGAAAUAUUGAUCAAAGUGCAUUUGAUCGGGAAUAUAAUCAGUCGCUUGAAAGACUAACGGAAAAAGAAGAAAAGUUAUUGUUGAAAACAGAUGCACCCCCAGCUACUAUGGCACUAUAUUGCAGGCAUUACUUCAAGCCACUCAACGUAUGAACAAACAAAUUGAAUUAUUUUAAUAGUACCUGUCAUGGGUAUACGAAGA